Fusarium coffeatum is the source of this 669-nucleotide messenger RNA. RefSeq lists its product as uncharacterized. Gene Ontology annotation, cellular component: nucleolus. NCBI's taxonomy places the organism in Eukaryota, Fungi, Ascomycota, Sordariomycetes, Hypocreales, Nectriaceae. Gene Ontology annotation, biological process: ribosomal large subunit biogenesis. The transcript is spliced from 2 exons. Bases 1 to 669 code for a protein of 222 amino acids. The record is from RefSeq and is a predicted model, not a curated record.
AUGGGUCGCGAACUCCAAAAGAAGAAGGCCAGAUCUGGUCGCCAGCCAGUCAGACAACUCAACAGAACCAAGAAGAUUCUUAACCCCCGCGGUAACGAUGCCAUCGCCAAGAACUGGAACAAGAAGGAGACCAUGUCCCAAAACUACCGUCGCCUCGGUCUUGUUGCUCGCCUCAAGGCCCCUACCGGUGGUGUAGAGAAGAAGCUCGGCGCAACCACAACCCGUGCCUAUCCCAACGACCCUUUCGCCAUCGCUAAGAUCGAUAACGCUGUUGUGUCCGAAGCGCGCGUUGAGCGCGAUGCAGACGGAAAGAUUAUCCGCAUCAUCGGCGACAACAAGCCCAACCCUCUCAACGACCCGCUCAACGACCUCGACAGGGACAGCGACGACGAGGGCAAGACUGCCGAGGAGUGGGGCGGUAUUGCGGACGAUGCUGAUGAGGAGACAACUGAUGUUGUCAAGCAGCUCCUCGAGCAGGCUAAGCAGCCUGAUGUUCCCAAGAAGCGACACCAGAGUGCUCGUGAGAUUGAGUGGUUGGAGAAGUUGGUUGCCAAGUACGGUGACGAUACGGGUGCUAUGUCUCGGGAUCGCAAGUUGAACCCCAUGCAGCAGACAUCAGCCAAUAUCGCCAAGCGCCUUCGCAAGAUGCAGAAGGAGGCUCAGGAUUAA